Beta vulgaris subsp. vulgaris (sugar beet) is the source of this 4129-nucleotide messenger RNA. Its product is annotated as ABC transporter B family member 13. The record is from RefSeq and is a predicted model, not a curated record. Bases 124 to 3879 code for a protein of 1251 amino acids. Gene Ontology annotation, cellular component: membrane. Lineage: Eukaryota; Viridiplantae; Streptophyta; Magnoliopsida; Caryophyllales; Amaranthaceae. Gene Ontology annotation, biological process: transmembrane transport. The transcript has 10 exons. Gene Ontology annotation, molecular function: ATP binding; ABC-type transporter activity; ATP hydrolysis activity.
UUCUUUUUAGUCAUUUAUUCUCUUACAUAAUCACACCUACCCUUUCUCUCUCUCUUCACUAUUAUCACUCACAACGAGUAAUAGUGUAGACGUAUGGUGUAGUGUAGCUACUAAAUUUUGGCAAUGGAUAACAAUGAAGCAGCUCCAAACAUGGAACAACAAGAAGCACCACCUAAUAAUAAUUUAACAAGUAACACAAAAAUACAAGUAUCUUUUUUUGGAUUAUUUACAACAGCUGAUACAUUGGAUUAUAUUUUGAUGUUUAUUGGAAGCAUUGGAGCAUGUGUUCAUGGUGCUGUGCUUCCUGUUUUCUUUGUGCUGUUUGGUGGUAUGAUUGAUACUUUGGGAAAAUAUUCAUCAGAUCCUCAUCAAAUGGCUGCCCGUAUAUCACAGAAUUCUUUAUACCUGGUUUAUCUCGGAUUGAUAACAUUUGCAUGUUCAUGGAUAGGAGUUGCAUUUUGGAUGCAAACAGGUGAAAGACAAACAGCUCGCUUGCGUUUGAAAUAUCUUCAAGCAGUUUUAAAAAAGGAUAUGAUUUAUUUUGACACUGAAGCACAGAACCAAAACUUAGUCUUCCAAAUUUCUAGUGAUACAAUACUAAUACAGGAUGCCAUAGGUGAUAAGAUAGGACACAGCUUGCGCUACCUUUCCCAAUUCGUUAUGGGUUUUAUUCUAGGCUUCGUGUCAGUGUGGAAGCUCACACUUGUCACCUUGUCUGUUGUUCCUUUAAUUGCUGUUGCUGGAGGAGCUUACACUGUAAUUAUGUCUACAUUAUCACAAAAAGCUGAAGCUGCUUAUGCUGAAUCUGGCAAAGUUGCUGAGGAGGUUAUCUCACAAGUUCGUACAGUUUAUUCAUUUGUGGGAGAGAAAAGAGCAGUAGAAAGAUACUCUAGAUCACUUCAGAAAGCUGUAAAAUUCGGGAAGAAGAGUGGACUAGCUAAAGGUCUUGGUAUUGGUUCUACUUACGGACUUCUGUUAUGUUCAUGGGCUUUACUUCUAUGGUAUUCCAGCAUACUUAUCAGGCAUCAUAAAACUGAAGGAGGCAAAGCAUUUACAACAAUUUUGAAUGUAAUUUUCAGUGGAUUUGCACUUGGUCAAGCCGCUCCUAAUCUUGCUGCAAUAGCUAAAGCCCGCGCAGCUGCUACAAAUAUAAUUAGCAUGAUUAAGUCUAAUACUGACUCUUCUAGAGAGUUUGCUCCGGGAAUAACAUUACCGAAGAUUGUGGGGGAAAUUGAGUUUCGCGAGGUGUGCUUUGCUUAUCCUUCACGGUCUAAGAUGAUCUUUGAAGGUCUGAGUUUCUCUGUUUCUGCCGGAAAGAGUUUUGCUGUGGUUGGUCCUAGUGGUUCAGGAAAAAGCACUAUUAUUUCCUUAGUCCAACGCUUCUAUGACCCCUCUGCAGGAAAUAUACUGUUGGAUGGACAUGACAUACGAAAUCUGCAGUUAAAAUGGUUAAGACAACAGAUGGGAUUGGUUAAUCAAGAACCAGUCUUAUUUGCUGCAACCAUAGCAGAGAACAUUCUAUAUGGUAAAGAAAAUGCAGGUAUACAGCAAGUUGUGGAAGCUGCCAAAACUGCAAAUGCACAUUCUUUUAUUCAAUCUUUACCUGAUGGUUAUCAUACCCAGGUUGGUGAAGGUGGAACUCAACUUUCGGGUGGACAAAAACAACGAAUUGCUAUUGCAAGGGCUGUGAUACGAAAUCCGACAAUAUUACUCCUUGAUGAGGCCACAAGUGCUCUUGAUUCAGAGUCAGAGCUUGUUGUUCAGAAAGCACUAGAGCAGAUCAUGUCACAGCGAACAACUAUUGUUGUUGCUCAUAGAUUGUCCACUAUCCGAGAUGUUGAUCAAAUAAUUGUUCUGAAUGGUGGAGGUGUUGUUGAAUUUGGAAGUCAUGCACAAUUGAUUUCCAAAGGGGGAGAAUAUGCAGCAUUAGUCAGACUACACUCAUCUGAAAACCAGGAAAAAGCUGAAAAAAGCUAUAAACAAACUACACAAGUCUUGAGCUAUUCCGAGCACACCAACAAUGUUUCUCCUUCACAAGAUAUAAAACCAAAUUUCUGUAGAGAGCAGCCAAUAAGUAAGAAUAACAAGGAGGAUUCAAAAACUACAGAUUAUAAGCGGCCUUCAUUUAAGGAACUGGUUAUGCUUAAUGCAUCAGAGUUUCCCUAUGCAAUACUUGGGUCUAUUGGGGCUGCUUUGGUUGGAAUACAAGCUCCUCUGUUUGCCUUUGGUAUCACAUAUAUGUUGACGGCUUUUUACUCGAAUAAUGAAGCCAGGAUCAAGCAUGAUGUUCAGAUAACUGCAUUUGUGUUCCUUGGGGUUGCUGUCAUUACUAUUCCCAUAUAUCUGAUGCAGCAGUACUUCUAUACCUUGAUGGGAGAACGAAUCACUGCUCGGGUUCGCUUGUUAAUGUUUUCAGCUAUUCUGUCGAAUGAAAUUGGAUGGUUUGACCUAGAAGAGAACAAUGUUGGCUCACUGACAUCAAAGCUAGCAGGCGAUGCAACACUUGUUAGGACAGCUCUUGUUGAUCGUCUAUCAACAAUUGUGCAGAAUACAGCUCUCAUUACAGCAGCCUUUGCCGUGGCUUUUAAGUUAAGCUGGCGCAUUGCAGCUGUAACUAUUGUCAUGUUUCCCUUGAUAAUUGGCGCUUCUGUGGCUGAGCAACUUUUCCUCAAGGGUUUUGGAGGGGAUUAUACCAGUGCAUACUACCAAGCAAACUCCUUGGCUCGAGAAGCUAUCUCAAACAUAAGAACUGUUGCUGCAUUUGGAGUUGAAGAACAAAUCUCAAAGCAGUUUGCCAUGCACUUAAAAAAGCCAAAUAAACAAUCUCUAGUACGAGGCCACAUAUCAGGUUUAGGGUAUGGCAUAUCCUUAUGCCUCACAUUUUGUUCCUAUGCGCUCACCCUUUGGUAUGGUUCUGUUCUGAUAAAAGACGGGAAGAGUAGCUUUGGUGAUAUCAUAAAAGCCUUCAUGGUCUUGCUUGCUUCAGCCUUUUCAACAGCUGAAGCGCUUGCUCUUACACCCGAGAUUCUGAAGGGUACAAACACACUAGGAUCCAUGUUUAGCAUUAUUAAAAGAAAAACAGCUAUCAACUCUGAUGAUCCCAAAUCAACUGUAGUAACAGAUAGCAAAGGAGAAAUAGAGUUCAGAAAUGUAAGUUUCAGAUACCCAACGAGACCUGAAAUAAUGGUUCUGAAGGAUUUGAGCCUUAAAGUUCCUGCAGGAAAGAGUCUAGCAGUAGUGGGACAGAGUGGAUCAGGAAAGAGCACAUUGAUUUCCCUUGUUAUGAGAUUUUACGAUCCAUCUUCUGGCUCGGUUUUAAUUGAUGGGAUCGACAUUAGAAGCUUGAAUUUGAAGUCUCUAAGACGUAGCAUAGGGCUAGUACAGCAAGAACCAGCACUAUUCUCCACUACAGUAUACGAGAAUAUCCAGUAUGGUAACGAGGCAGCUACAGAAAUCGAGAUAAUGAAGGCUGCUAAAGCAGCGAAUGCUCAUGGUUUUAUAAGCAGAAUGCAAGAAGGAUAUGACACUCGAGUGGGAGAAAAGGGGUCCCAGUUAUCCGGAGGUCAGAAACAAAGGGUGGCCAUUGCUCGGGCAAUACUGAAAGAUCCGUCUAUCCUCUUACUAGAUGAAGCUACAAGUGCACUCGACACUUCAUCAGAGAAGCUUGUCCAGGAAGCCCUCGACAAGCUCAUGCAAGGUCGGACAACAAUCAUUGUAGCUCACAGACUAUCAACUAUACGUGAUGCAGAUAGUAUUGCAGUGAUGAACCUAGGAAAAGUGGUUGAAAUUGGAAGCCAUGAAGAGCUUAUUAGCAUCCAAGGGAGUGUAUAUGCUCAGCUGGUUGACUUUCAACAGGAUAAAACUCAGUUAGUACCUUAAUCUCUCUGUAGAUGAUGAGCAAUUGCCAAUCGGUUGUAACAAAAGCAAAAAGGGAACAAAAGGGAGAAUUCACUUUUAUUCAUCUACUAGGUUUUGGACCCGUGCAUAAUGCACGGGAACAUUAAUACAAUAAAAAUGUUUAUAUAUCCGCUACAUUGAAAACAUAUAAACGAUUAUUUACGUUUACUUGAUCAAAAACUUUGUGUUUAAGAGAAAUACACAUUUAUAUUAAUUAUAAAGUUGUUUAACA